This is a messenger RNA of Knipowitschia caucasica, 516 nucleotides long. The record is from the annotation of a GenBank genome assembly. Lineage: Eukaryota; Metazoa; Chordata; Actinopteri; Gobiiformes; Gobiidae.
AUGAAGACACGCCACCAAUGUGGGCAGGAGUCAGAGCGCAGGAAGGCCCAGCGAAGGUGGCAGUGUACGGAAAAGUGUUCACAGAACAAUAAACGCCUUCUGGAGGAACGGCAUAAAAGUCAGGAGCAGGAGGAGAGAGAGACCCAGAAGAAAACAGAACAGGAAGAGUACGAGGAGCAAGUGGAGAUGGCCAUCCAUAGAGCUUCCAUGGAAAACCGUAUCGCUCUUCCUCUGGGCCAAAGAAACGGUGAAGUCGAUAACCGUCUUCACUUCUAUAAGGACGGACAAGGCUUCAUCGUAAACUCCAAGAGGAAGUUUGAGCCUCGUCAUUCUUUAAUUUUGACCGAUGAGACGCCCAAAAAACAGGUGACAGUACCUCAAGGCAACACCACUCCAAAACCAAAGAGUGUGAAACAAGUAAGAGUACAGGAGCAGAAACAGCCAUCCCCCAGUGUUUUCCGAGGGUUAGGACCAGUCGAGAAGUUGGACCAACCCUCACCAAAGUUGUUGGCCUAG